Messenger RNA from Anoplopoma fimbria (sablefish), 1914 nucleotides. Its product is annotated as F-actin-capping protein subunit alpha-2. Bases 36 to 896 code for a protein of 286 amino acids. Gene Ontology annotation, biological process: actin cytoskeleton organization; barbed-end actin filament capping. The record is from RefSeq and is a predicted model, not a curated record. The transcript has 10 exons. Gene Ontology annotation, molecular function: actin filament binding. Gene Ontology annotation, cellular component: F-actin capping protein complex; actin cortical patch. NCBI's taxonomy places the organism in Eukaryota, Metazoa, Chordata, Actinopteri, Perciformes, Anoplopomatidae.
GGCGCUCUGACAAGCUGGUGGUGCCGGAAGAAAAGAUGGCGGAUCAUGAGGAGCAGCUAUCCGACGAGGAGAAGGUACGCAUAGCAGCUAACUUCGUCAUCCACGCCCCGCCGGGAGAGUUCAACGAAGUGUUCAACGAUGUGCGAUUGCUGCUCAACAAUGACAAUCUCCUCAGGGAAGGUGCAGCGCAUGCGUUUGCGCAGUACAACUUGGACCAGUUUACCCCUGUGAAGGUGGAGGGCUACGAGGAACAGGUCUUAAUCACAGAGCAUGGCGACCUCGGUAACGGCCGGGUCCUGGACCCCAAGAACAAGAUCUCCUUCAAGUUCGACCACCUGAGGAAGGAGGCCAGCGACCCGCGGCCCCAGGACGUGGAAGGCUCCCUGGAGGCCUGGAGGAGCGCUGUGGACUCGGCCGUCCGGGCCUACGUCAAGGAGCACUAUCCCAGUGGAGUCUGCACCAUUUACGGGAAAACCAUCGACGGACAUCAAACCCUCAUCGUGUGCAUCGAGUGCCAUCAGUUUCAACCAAAAAACUUCUGGAACGGACGCUGGAGGUCAGAAUGGAAAUUCACCGUCUCCCCCUCCACCACUCAAGUGGCAGGAAUCAUGAAAAUCCAGGUUCAUUACUAUGAAGACGGCAACGUUCAGCUGGUGAGCCACAAAGAGGUCCAGGAGUCCAUGUCUAUUUCUAAUGAGGCUUCAACUGCAAAGGAGUUUGUGAAGAUCAUGGAGGCGGCAGAGAACGACUAUCAGACGGCCAUCAACGAGAAUUACCAGACCAUGUCGGACACUACCUUCAAAGCCUUACGCCGCCAGCUCCCCGUGACCCGCACCAAGAUCGACUGGAACAAGAUCCUGAGCUACAAGAUCGGCAAGGAGAUGCAGAACGCUUAACAACGACGGAGAUCAUAACAGACACCCCCCCCAUCCACCCAUCCACCCAUUCUCCCCCAGACACCCCCAUCCCCUCUCCUCCCUCCCAAACAACGUUGCAUGACUGGAUAGUUGUAUCGUCUUUGUACAGAAAUUAGAGAAAAACUGGGACAAAGAGAGGUUUUUGGUCUCACAGCCGGAUGUCACAUCACACACACAUUGGAUGUCUCCUUUUAUCGAUGUUAUUUUGUUUUUAUACAGACACCGUUAACUCCUCUGUAUAUUGAAUCUAUCAUGAGAAAGACAAGCGUAUUUUGGGGGGAAAAUAGAACUUGAGGAAACGAGUACAAGACAUAGGAAGAAAAAGAAAAAAAAAGGGGAGGGGGCGAGCACUUGUAUGCAAAGACAUCCUUAUGAAAAUACAGUAUCACGUGUGCAAUAUUUAUUGUGUCAGUGAGACCACACCUUUUUAUUUGACCUGCUGAGUAAAACAUAAAAAAACAGUUUGAAUUUGUGGUGCAUUUACAAAAAGAAAGACUCCCCUUCACCUCACGGUUAACGUCCCGUAUGAAAAAAAUAAUCUUUGUGUUCAUUGAAUGGUAUCUUUGGCACAAGCAGUCAGCCACUCAAUGUUCUUGCUCCUCUUUUUAUUUUGGUACUUCCCUCCCGGCUUCAUCGCCUAUAUCUUAUUGUUUUUUCUUUUUGACUCGACGUCGUCUGGACUCUCACCUCUGCGCGGGGAGUUUCUGUGACCACUUAACAAGCUCAAUUUAACAAAAGUCAUCAGUCGCUAAGUGAUGUGCAUAAUGUCCAAUUUACAAUAAAAUACAAAAAAACGUAUCACAUUCUCCUCCAGUGCUUAUUUUUAUUAUAAAAAAAAGAAGACAGAAACAAACAGAACCUGACUGUAUUAUAUAACAAGGCACAUUGUAAUAUAUACCUGUAUGAAAACAUCCUGUCUGUCAGUUUGGUGAUUUAUUUCCAUGAGAUUAAUUGUAACUCAGUCACAAUUAUGUUGCAUUAAAUGACAAAUUUUCUA